Molecule: messenger RNA, 6296 nt
Organism: Topomyia yanbarensis
Lineage: Eukaryota; Metazoa; Arthropoda; Insecta; Diptera; Culicidae
Exons: 10
Coding region: 980-4876 (1298 amino acids)
Source: RefSeq, a predicted model, not a curated record
GUGCUGCGACAGUUGCUUUUCAGAAACCGUUGGAUGAAGUUUGAUUGUGCGGAUUGUUUGUAGCGCGUUCGUCAACUUUACCGUUUUUUUUCAUUGAUGAAAACUUUUUUUGUGUGGAGAAGUUUAUGUUUUCUUUGAAGGAGUGUAUACGCGGCCUUAGAACAAUAGUUAUUUGGUUUGUUUAAGUGUAAAAACGUGAAAAGAAUUAAUUGUAAAUAAGUUUGAUUAGAUUGUCACUUGUGGUUCGCAAACUGUUACAGCAAUAACAGGAAGAAAGUUGGUCAGAGAAUUAAUUUUUUAUCGAAUAAAAUUAAUUACAAAAUUAAGAUGAGAUAAUAAAGUGAGAGGUGAAAAUAUAUGUUUUGUGAAUUGAUAAGUGUUUCUCAAUGUAUCGGGUCAAAGUUUUAUAAGAAGAAAUCGAAAGUAUAAAACAGAAAAGUGUCCAUUUUACACGAGCUACGAUUUGACAUCGCGUUCGUAAAAUAAUAGUGAAUUUGGGAGUUUCCCCCUGCAGCUGGAUAACACGGAAAGGGAAUAGACGAAAAAGGGAGCGAUAGAAAAAGUCUGGUCCCUACCUCGGUUCUCUACAGUGGCGAGAUUCGUCGGACAGGUUUAGGCACUUGACCUGAACUUGAGCGUUCAACCGUUCCUUCCGUCCGAAUCGUUCCUUAUACGGACGACUGGAGGACGUCAUCUGUGCUCGCUCGGCGUAAUUGCACCGAUUGACCGGCCGGGUAUUUCCCUCAGCCCAGCACUAUUUGCUAUCGACGAACUACAAUUGCUGAUGUCAGGUCACGACGAGCUGCGCCGAGAAGUUCAAUUUAAGAGAUACAAUCCCGUCACAUUCCCGUCUAAAAUGUAAACUGGGCCGCUUUCCUCAAUCGAGCACCUGAUUAAUCAGUGAAUUGGACCCAGCGAGGCUGUACGACGAAACGUCAGCCACUAGCUUAGCCGAGAACAGAAAAACAACAACAAAAAAAUGGACACCAUACAGGAAGUAUUAGUAGUGACGAAGGCAAACGACAACGAUGACCUAGUCGUGGGUGAGCUCGAUUCGACGAAAUUAUCAGACACAGCGGCCGCGCCGCACGAAACGACCAGAUCCUCGCAGGAUUCAUCUUUCAACGUUCGAGACUAUGACUGUUCCUCGCUGGUAGAGGAUCCAGCAGCGGUGAGAGAUACGGUGACUGAUAUUAUAGAGCUUAUUGGUGACGGUAACGGCGACUGUGGCGACCCACAAGCGUUGGUAGACGGCGAUGUCGUUAAGGUGCUAAACGGAGGCGAUGGGAGCGAUAGUGGAGUGGAGUUUGGUGGCAUCGUGGGUUCGCUGAACGAGACAGGAAUUUUGCAGAGGGCAUUGAGCAACAACAGUGCCGGUUAUGCCAGUAGUUGUUGUGGGUUGGAGGAAGGUAACGGUGUCAGUGUGUCAUGUAAUUCUAGUGUGAUAAGUUAUAGCUCGGAUGUGUAUGAUAAGACCGGCAGUACAAUUAUUUUGGGAAGUAGAUUGAGUAAUGAUUACUGUGCUAGUGAAGGUGGCAGUGAAAGUUCAAGUGUCACGGGUGGACCGGUAAGCUCUUUGCGGAAACCUGGAUGUACCACAAAGAAAAAAGUGGCUAUGAAAGAGCCACUGACAAAUAGGUCUCCGAGGAAAUCCAACGAAAGUAUCUCAUCUGCUAGAAGCAGUUCACGAUCUCGAACUUCAUCUUUAGGACGAUCGGUUUCAUUAAACCUAAAAACGCCUCCUUCGUCAGCAAUGAAUGUUCGGGAGAGAGCCAGAUCUCGAGAAAAAAUAAUUUCUUCCAGUGUGAGCAAUAGUAAGACUGCAUCGUCACCAAAACCGCCCGUUCAAGCGAAACGGCCGACCAAACCAGAUUCUUUGCCAACUGGAAUCAAAGAAGGAUCUCCUGCCAUACAAAGGGCCAAUUUGUCCAGAACACCGUCGUUGACGAGAGGUCGAACACCCCUAGGAACUCCCACGGACGAUGGUCGUUGGCCGUCCGUUGGAGGUAAAGGUACAAUCCCUCCUCGAUCCGCUGGCAGGGCAGGUUCAGCUGCGCCGGAGGGAGUUUCAAUCAAAACGCGUGUAGGUACGCUUGCCUUGGAGGGAAAACCAAGUAGCCCUCUAGACAAAUUUGGCACGCUUCCUCGUCGUCGACGAGAAAGAUCUGCCGAAGAAUUGAAAAUUAGCAGCCCUAGGAGUGAUUCCCUAACCCGCGAUCAGAAUCGUAUGACAACCUCGCUAAUCAAAAAGCUUCCACCGACUAAGCAAGAAAUAACGACUAGAACCCUUCCUAACUAUCCUCGGCUGGUUGGUGUGACCAAGAAACUGAUUCAAAAGACAAAAAUUUACCAUGAAACAAGCGUUCAGACGGCGAUCACGUGUCAAGACGUCGAAGACGCAUUUAAUGGUAAAGCCAAAGACAUAAAGGUGGAUGCAGUCGAGACCAGUCAAAAAGCGACUCAGUCCGAUAUUCGUGAUAAGGAGAUGGAGAAGCUUGAAGAAAAACUUAAAAAACUAACCGCUGAGUAUUCUACAUUGAUGAGCAAACACUCCGAGAAAAGUCAGAUGGUCACUGCAUUGGAGCAGAAGUUGCUGAAAGAACGCGAAGAGAAGCUGGCGGCGCAAAGGGAGCUUCAGAACAACAGUGAACGUGUACUGGGAAUGCUCGGCUCGGUGCAGGGAGUUCCCGUUGAAACGGGAGGCGAAUGUGAUAGUCUGCUGAUUCUGGAAUCGCAACUGCAAAUGUCCGGCUCGGUGCUGGAAAAGAAGCAAGAACAAAUCAUUAAGCUGCAGACGAUUUGCCGUACACUGCAGAUUGACAUGGAAAAGUCACUCAAGAAUCAGGAGGAACUGUUGAGACAGAAGACUGAACUAGAGGAGGAAUCCAGUGAGAUGCAGGAUUUCCUGCAGGCGGAAAAGGCGUCCUGUAUGGAUGCCUUGAAGGAGGCUGAGUUGGAAGUUUCCCAGCUGAGACAGUCCCUUGCCCAAAGGGAAUGUGAGAUCGAACGGCAGCAGGAAGAGGGUCGGCAUUUGGUGCGCAUUGGCGAGCAGAGGCGGCAAGAAUAUCUCGGCAUGCAAGCCAAAUACAAUGCGCUAGAAAGUCGGUCGAAGGAUAUACUGUUGCAGCAAGGGGCGGCUGUUUCGGGGGCUUCUGUGGCAUUGUCCGGUUUGGGAUCGAGGCUUGACCAUCUGGUUGAGCAGCUAAUAGCGUCCUAUAAUAUCUCAGAGCAGGAUCUGGAGGACGUAAUUUACCACAACGAAGCGUACACCAACAGUAGCAGCGGCGAUGGCAGCCCGCAGUGUGAACAGCCUGCCAGCAAGCACGGUGAUCAGCAGCAGUGUCACCCACAACGGCUGGAUACUACCCAGAAAGCGAGUCAGUAUGAGGCACCUCUAUCACCGCAGCGGGGUCAUUCGUUCAUUGCUGCUGUGAUCAGCGCGAUCAAAAACGCCACCAGCAAGUCGGCCGUCCUCAAGUCAAGUGCUUCCGGUGCUGCCAGCAAGGAGAAGAAGGAGACGUGUGGUCAUGAAUCCGAUUCCACGGAAAUGCUAGACUCGGAAACCGAACCGUGCCUAAUGAUGGAUAACGUUUUGGAGGAUGUAGCGAUGCCCGAUUCGCACUCUCACAACAUGGUCUCAUCGUCGACGCGAAUUUCCCAGAUCGAAAUGCCAUCCUCACUGGAGAGCGGCGCCAAUGUGAUGAUCUCGCACGACGAAUCGCUCGAUAAUCUUUCGCAGGCGAUCACAAAUCGGCAACAGAUCGAGCUUCAGUCUAGUAUUAUCGCUAGUGGUCGAUCGCCACGUUUCCGCCAAUCGUGUGGCGCGGAGCAGCGAGCAGUUGUUGGUACCGAACCCACCACCGCUAGCCAUUCUUCGUCGCUGGAGGAUCAGGACAAUAGCUGCUGCGCGGAGGCAUCCGUUGCCGAGAUGCCAUCGAUCUGUGAGUACUGCAAUGCCCAAUCGCUGGUCGAUCAGGUGAUCGAUGUGGAUAAUUUGAUCACGAAGCUGCUGAAGGUGUUGCGUAUUGUGCAGAUGGAUAACGAUCACUGUAUACAGGAGUUGAUAAGUCACAAAAACAAACUAGCUUUAACCAACGAAGAGAUUCAAGACAGAGUGAAGGAGUACGAGGAGCUGAACGAAAAGUUGAAAGAUGAUCUCAAGGAUGCCUCACAACAACUGGUUAGCCGUGGUAAUGAAAUUGCCAAGAGUAAAGCGGAAUUACAGAGCCAUCGGACGGAAAUUGACAAACUUAAUGAAGACAUAUGCCAGCUGAGCACACUAUGUAGCAACAACCGGAAUAGCAGUUGCUCCGGAUUAGUAAUCAACCGUGAGGACAUUAUGAGUGCACUGAAAAUGUGGAACGAAAAUGAUUCCAUCAUGGAGAAGGAUCUGAUUAACAACGUGGUACAAGCGUGCAACGAGAUCCCCAAGCUGAAGGCAAUGCUAUGUGAGAAGGAGCAACAACUGGCAUCGCUGACGCGUAGUGGCGUCGACAAAACUGGGCCCAGCCUGAUGAUGACGGCCAGCUGGCAUCAAGCAUUAAGCGAGGCUAAGCGCCAGUACGAAGCAAUCGACAGGGCCCUGGAAACUCUCCAUAGCAUUCAAUCGAUUGUCCAUGAAACGCCCGUCCUGAUGCAGCUGCAGCGAGAUCUGGAGGAGACCAACUUCCAGGCGCUCCCACUGGUUUCUCUUCCAACCCAUUUGGUUGCCCACCAGAACGGGAAUGGUAUGGCCUCGGCCGCGGCCUGUAUUGAUCUGAACGCCAAUCAAACCACCGUUACUACCAGCAGUAUCAAUGGGGUGUCCAACGGAAAUGUUUCCGCUGCAGCCGGACUGCAGCUGAGCCAGCCUGACAUUAUUGAUUCGACAGCAUGAAAUUAGGUGGUAUCCAGAGGUAAGUAAAGUGACUGGAUCUACGUUUUCGUCGACCAGUAUGUCCUUUGCGAUAACUGUGACCCGUCAGCGAUGUUUCGAAGAAGUUAAGUUUAAGGUUUAACAGUGGAUAAAAAGUAUUGUGAUCAGAACUCUAAUAGGACUAAUAAAUUAUUUCGAGUUUAACAACAACCGUAGAUAACCAAAAUUGAAACACUUCUACUAGCGAAUGAGAAAAUUAUAGUUGAAAAAGAGUAAAACAUCAAACCGAAAUACAGGAAUUUAGAGUUUCACUGUUUCCUUGGUAGUAUUAAAAAUGAAUCCUAGACAUUCUAGAUUAGCAGUAGAGAUUUUAGAAACUGAUCAAGUUGUUCCGUUAUGUUGACCAUUUUCAACAUAAACAAAAGUCGUUUUUUUUUCAGAGAAUAGAUGACCCAACUGCAUUUCUGCGCUUGUCAAUUGAAACACAUGUACCAGCUGAAAUCGAUUGCCUUCGAAUUUUCCCGACUUUACGAAAAAAGAUACAUCCGUAGACCUCCAAUUUCCUUCUGUAAUUACUUUCGCACUGAUAGGACCUUUUCUCGUGGCUUGAGAAAAGCAUCUCUGCUAUCUAAACCAAUUUCAAGAACGUUCGGAACCACGACCACUGAUACAACGCUAAAUUUAACUAAAUUCUAGAUUUCACUUAGUUUGCACACAUGAUCAAACUUUACGAAGACUAGAAGCUUUUUGCACGUCCCCGUACUGCCCAUAAUCGCAAAUCUGACCCAUGUUCUAUGGGAUUCCCCAUCUACAUUGGACUGACUUGCGAUUAUAGGCAGCGUAUAAAGUCGAGAAAAGGGCUUCAAUGCAAUCGAGCCUGAGGCGACAUUUUUGCCACCAGAUAACUAUUUUCGCGAAUCCAAUACACCAAUAUCUAAAGAUAGUUAAGACGUCCAAUUUUACAACCAUAUUAAGUAAGUGAUAUGAGCGAGAGAGGGCUUCGAGUUGAUUAUAUGUAUUACCUUAUUUUAAGCCAUCUUAUUGAAUGACAUCCUGUGUAUGUGUUUUUGUACAAUAUGUAAAAAUAUCCGCCCUUCCAUUCCUAUUUUUCGGUAAUGAUUCUGUGUAAGAAUUCGUUGACUACAAAACAUAUUUUAAAUACGAAUUCAAUAAUUAGUUAUUACGGUUAAUUGCGUAUAGCAUCGAUCUUCAUUGGAAGCGAAAUUUAAGAGGUAAGCAGAUUCUAGUUUUAUAAAACUUGAAAAAAAUAAACAAUGUUGUUAAAUUUGUGAGAUAAACAUGCCAUUCAAGGAUUUUAAAACUAAAACUAAUCCUUAAAACUAGAUCCAAUAACUUAUUAAAAUCGAUAUUUGAUAUUGAAUGCCUACUACAUUUCUGUAAUUAACCAAUAAAGCAUCUCUAUGAGACAGACGAUUGUCAA